AAUUGCAGGCAGUUGUUGUGUGUAUGUAGGCGGUGUAAGUCGUUUAUUAAUCGCGUGCCGUAUGAGUAACAAUUAUGUUCGGAUUUUAAAUAAAGUUUUAACCAUUUUUCUGUAUGAAAGUAUGUCCAAAAGUGCAUCGUAAACGCUUCAACAAUGGUACAGCACAGUUUCGGAUCCCCCGUCUGUAUACCGGAUGGAGGAGUUCCGGACAUGACGCGCCUUACGGAAUUGAAUGAAGAAACGGUCAACAGCAAUUUGAAAGCACGAUACGACUUGGACCGGAUUUAUACAUACACUGGCACAAUUCUGGUAGCUGUCAACCCUUACAAGGACAUCGACAUCUAUUCCCAAAAUUACAUCAGCAGAUACCAUGGAAAGAAAAUGGGAAGUUUGGAACCGCACGUUUUUGCGUUGGCAGAAGCGGCGUACUCCUCAUUACGGCGCGGUAAACCGGGCGGCGGCACCAUGAAUCAAAGUUUAGUUAUUAGCGGCGAAAGCGGAGCAGGAAAAACGGAAAACACAAGAUUUAUUUUGCAAUAUUUAUGUUCGGUUACGAGCGGCGUUUCUGCUUGGGUCGAACAACAAAUUCUAGAAGCGAAUACCAUUUUGGAAGCGUUUGGAAAUGCGAAAACGGUCCGUAAUGAUAAUUCAAGUAGGUUUGGUAAAUUUAUGCAAGUUUGCUUCGAUUCACGUUCGAUGAUUGCCGGCUGUAUAAUACAAGAUUAUUUAUUAGAACAAUCUAGGCUUACUUUUCAAGGGCCUGGUGAGAGAAACUAUCACGUAUUCUACCAGUUAGUCGAAGGUGCUAAACACAACAAGGAGCUCGCAAACCAAUUGUGUCUCAAAGACGCAGAUUUUUAUAAUUAUUUAAACCAAUCGGGUUACAUUAAAAUGGAAGGAGACGCGAAACGUCUAGAUAAUUUACGAUUAGCAUUUAAUGUUUUACAAGUUCCUCCAGCUAUGUGCAAUGGAAUUUUUCAGACACUUUCCGCUAUUCUCUGGUUGGGAAAUCUUACGUUUCAGGAUGUCGAUGGUGAAAGGUGUCAGUUGACUCAGGGUGAUAUCAAUAUUUUAGAAAUAGUAGCGAACUUAUUAGGAUUAGAUAUAGAAAAUUUAAAUCAAGUGGUUCUAGUACGUCAAAUUAAUGUUCGAGGGAAUAUUACAGAGAUACCGUUAAAAUUACAAGAAGCUAGAGAAAACAGGCACGCAAUGGCAAAAGCUCUCUACUCAAGAACAUUUGCGUGGUUAAUAAAUCACAUAAACACCUGCACCAAUCCAGGAAAGAACGAUACAAGUUUUCUAGGCGUGUUAGAUAUCUUUGGUUUCGAAAACUUCGCAGUGAAUUCCUUCGAGCAACUUUGUAUCAACUACACAAACGAAAAGUUGCACAAAUUCUUUAACCAUUACGUGUUUGCUUUGGAGCAAGAUAUUUAUCAACAGGAAGCUAUACAUUAUAAUCACAUAAGUUUUACCGAUAAUACUUUAUGCUUAGAAUUGUUAGAGAAGCCACCCCGUUGUGUUUUAAGGUUGCUAUCAGAACAAUGCCAUUUACCAAAAGGUUGUGAUUCGUCGUAUAUUACAAAUUUACAUGCGGAAUUUGAAAAUCACGAGCAUUAUGUUAAGGGUGAAGAUAGAAGAAGGUGGGAGACGGAAUUUGGAAUCAAACAUUAUGCUGGACUUGUAAUUUAUAAGGUUAAAGGAAUUGUAGAUAAAAAUCGUGAUGUUCAACAAGAUGUAUUUUUUGAUGUGAUCUCUAGAAGUAGUAAUGAAUAUGUGAAAGACUUAUCGAAGUAUCAAGAUUUGCUGGGAAAUGCUGCUAGAGUUGAAGGUUCUGGUAACGCGACAGUGUCAAGAGGUACCAGUAAAGGUAAACCAACAGUUUCAGACACAUUUCGUCACCAAUUACAAGCGCUAGUUGACGUUCUCCAAUCUACCACCUCUUGGUAUGUACGUUGCAUCAAACCGAAUGCCUUCAAGUACCCCAACAACUACGAUAAGUCUUUGACAUUGGACCAGUUAAAAUAUUUAGGAAUGUUAGAUAUUAUUCGAAUAAGAAAAGAAGGGUUUCCAAUUCAUAUGAAAUAUGAAGAUUUUGUAGUUAGAUAUUAUUGCCUGUAUCGAGGACGUCUUCCAAACGAUGUUGUCACUGCAACUAAAAAUAUAAUAGAAACGUUAAAUAUUCCAAAAACCGAGUGGCAGUUGGGGAAAAGUAAAAUAUUCCUGAGACCUCAUGCACACGAUCCGAUUGAAGAUGCACGAAAUAAAAUGAUCAUAGCAAAGGCGGUGUUAAUUCAAAGGACUUACAGGAUGUACGUCGCGAGAAAGAAUUAUUUGCAGAUACGCAAGGCGAGUCUUCAGCUACAGCAUGCCUAUCGUGGUUGGAAGCAGCGCAUACAAUUCCUAAAAAUGCGUAGAGCUGCGAUUAUUAUUCAAAGUCAUUUGCGUGGGGUGUUCGCGAGGGAGGUUGCGGCCGCUUUGCGUGAGAUGCGUCGGGUUGAAGAGGAAAUGCGUAAGCGGGAGAAGUUGGAGGAGGAGAGGAGAGUACGCGAAGCCGAAUUGGCGGAGUUAGCGGAGCGGGAACAGAAACAGCUUGAAUUGGAGCAAAGUGAGCAAGCCGCACAAAAAGAAAUCGACACGUUGUCCCACAUGGCCGAGCAACUGAAACCGCGCUUAACCGAGCAAACCACCGAAGCAGUCGAUUUGGACAACCUCUUCGCGUUUUUAUCCGAUGUGCAACCUAGCCGCAAUCAAAUAAUCGACGAAAUUGGCGAGAAAAUGGACGAGCUUGUAGAAGACUUGGAUGUGGAAUUGGAAACUGUAAUUCAACAAGAACUGGAAGGUCUGGCUCAAGAGCAACAGCAACAACAGCUUGCGCCGAAAUUAGGUCCGCCAACCCUGCCCGAACCUACUGAACCACCUCCUCCGCCUCCUUCGACUGAAGUACCCAUUGUUCAAGAAAAGACCGACGUCAGUGAACCGAUUUACGAAGCUGUUCUUCCACGUGAUGAUGCUACUUGCGUUUCACCACCACCUCUACCGGCGCCUCCGAAAUUACCUGUUGAAUCGCCAAAACAGAGUCCACCAGUUUCUCGCUGUAGCAGUACUGGGCCACAAUCAUGGCGGUAUCAAGAACAAGAAGCUAACCCUGAACGUGAGCAAAGACGAAAGCAUCGUGUCGAGAAAAAACUGCAAGAGCUUAACGACAUUAGGGAAAAAGAAAACACCACCGAAGACACAUACCAUGACAUGGUUGAGUUUGCCCAAAACUACUUUAACGCGCACGAACGCAGCCCCGAAGGUACAAUCAUGGCAACCCUGACGCGGAAACGCCAAAGCGCCGAAAUGAUUCCCAAGUACGAAAUGGUCACAUAUUAUAAAGGGAAUAGCAUCCCCAACUCCCAUAUUCACAUGUACGACCCCGAUAACGUAAACGUAGCCUGCACUGUUUUUAGGGAUCUCUGCAAGUACAUUCGCGGCGAAUUAAAUCCUGAACGGGAAUUAUCCGUUAUACAAAGCAUCAUCGGUUACGCGCUUGAGAGGGAGGAGUUGCGUGAUGAGAUCUUGGUCCAAUGUGUACGGCAGGCUACCAAUAAUCCUCAGCCCGAUUGGGCCGAGCGCGUUUGGCUGUUGCUCUGUCUGUGCGUUGUUUCGUUCCAACCUUCAAAAUUGUUGAUACGCUACUUCAUCUCGUUUUUGCGAAAGAAUACGAGCCAAACUGGAAGAAUUGCGCAAUACGUGCAAUGGUGUCUUGAUAAUUGUAAUAACAGCCGAGUAAAAGUUAGAGAGCACCCGCCUUCGUCUGUUGAAGUCGCUGCGAUGAAACGACUAGGCACGAUCGUUUGCCGUUUCUUCUUCCUGGAUGGUCGCACCAAGGCUAUUGAUGUUCACCCGACCGAUACUGCAGGUGACGCCUCGCGUAAGUUAGCCGAAAGAUUAGGGUUGCGCACGUUGGAUGGUUGGGCGAUUUAUCAGAGUCGACCCGAUGGAGAGGAGCAUGUACGUGCACACUAUUUCUUGUAUGAUGUUAUAGCAGCGUGGGAGCAACAGAAUCAAAAUAAACUCGUCCCUUCUGGCGGUUUGGCGUCAUUGGGACGAAGAAGUGGUGCUACUUUGACUGGUGGUGAGAAUAGGUUUAUAUUUAAACGACGGUUGUUUAAAACCAUACGGGAAUUAAGUCAAGAUCCUGUUGAAGUGAAUUUACUUUAUGCCCAAGCAGUACAUAGUGUAGUCAAAAGUGAUGAUUUUCCGGUGACCGAAAAGGUGGCUUUGCAACUGGCUGGUCUACAGGCACAAGUGGCGUUAGGAAAUCCGAAAGAUAAUAACAAAUUAGAGUAUUACACUGACAUUGACACCUUCCUACCGUAUCGAAUAAGUCGUACUCGAGGUGAUGACGUGUGGGUACCUAUUUUGGCCGAAGCGCACGUUCAGUAUGGUGCUGGGCGUUCGGAAUUGACAGCAAAAGCCUUGUAUCUUUCCUGCGUAAUGCAAUACCCCCUUUACGGUAGUACCAUGUUUCCGGUUACUUACCGUGGUUAUUGGUCAUAUGGGAACUCUCUAAUACUCGGCAUAAACAACGAAGGCGUCAUGCUUAUUAAACCCGAUGAUAAAUUUGUGAUCAAUGAGUAUCGAUAUCAGGAGGUGGAAAGUAUACUCAUAGACCCUAGCGAUAGUUUUAUCACGCUCACUUUACAAAGACACCUAAAUGAGAGCAACCACAAGUGUUUUGUGUUUGAAACUACUCAAAAAAAUGAAAUUGGCUCACUGAUUGCCAGCUACUGUCUUAAUCUCGCCGGUUGGAUCACCGAAAACGACGCCCCACCUAAGAAACUUAAAAGUAUUACGAACGAAGACCGAAUUCGGCUGUAUCACAAUUUGGUAAACUGCAGACGCGCGCUUGUUGACAACGAUAUCUUGCGCAAACCAACAGACGCGGCCAGUAACUUUAUACGUAACACUCUAAGAAGGCUCAGUAAGCAUAAAUUGGAUAAACUACGACAAGAGCAUGGUGGAGACUCCGGAGAGACGUACAAGGGUUUUCAUUACGCAUUUUGGGCGUUUAGCAGACAACCGCUUUCGCAAAGUAUCAGUCGAAUGCCUGAAGCUGAAGAACAAAUUAUGCUUCAAGUCUUUCAAGUGAUACUUACGUAUGCUGGGUUAGGACAAAAUGGUGAAGUAAUUCGGCGAGCGGAGGAUGAACAUGUAACGCUACUACAGUCAAUAUUGGAACGCUGUAUGAGAAAAGAGUCUCUCCUGUGCGAAUUAUAUUUACUUUUAAUAAAACAAACGACUGAUCACCCCGAUCCCAAUUCCAGAGUAAAUUUACGCCAUUGGGCUCUACUCUCGUUGGCCUGCUCAGUGGUGCUGCCGCCUAGUAAAACUAUUCGUAGGUACUUAAUCGCCCAUUUGAAGAGGUGCAGUUCGGAUUACGUGACAGAAGAGGGGAAGUACGCGCGAUUUGCGGAGAAGUGUCUGUCGAAAACUCAAGGUACUCGCCGAAGACAGUGGGCACCAUCGAGGGAGGAGAUUAUUUGCACUAUAAAUAGACGUCCGGUAUAUGCAAGGUUUCAUUUUAUGGAUGGUCAGUACCAUUCUGUUGAAUUUCAUCCUUCGGCAACCGCGCGGGAUGUCCUGGAAAUUGUCAGGGAUAAGGUCGGGCUUAAGUCUGAUGCGAAAGGUUACGCCAUUUACGAGGUUCUGGGAAGCACUGAGAGAAGUUUAUCGGGGGAGGAAAAAGUGGCGGAUGUAAUGGCCAAAUGGGAAAGAUACAGGAUGGCAACUGCUGCAAAUACUGUAAACAGUACUGGAACAGCCAAACGUACUCGGCCUCAAUAUCACUUCUUCCUUUUUAAGAAGCAUCUCUUCUUGGACAGUUUUCUUAAUUUAUCCGAUCCUGUUGAAAAGGAAUUGCUUUAUCACCAAGUUUUACACGACCUUCGCGCGGAUAGGUUCCCUAUCACAGAUAAAGAGGCGAUGAUGUUAACGGCGCUACAAGCACAAUUAGAAUUAGGAGAUUGCACCGAUCUUGUACCCGAUUAUCGGCCUAUCGCCAGCCAUUGCCUACCUCCACGACUAGUACCGUCCAUUCCACAAGAGGGCGUGAUUAUGCACCACCAAUCGUUGCGCGGCAUGACGGCAUCAGAAGCGAAGCAGGCCUUUCUAAAUUUGAUUCAAAGUUGGCCUCUUCACAAAGCGACAAUUUUCGACGUUAUGCAAUCGUUUACCUCCAACUGGCCUAGAGUGUUAUGGUUAGCGGUGGAUCAAAGUGGUCUACAUUUACUCGAACAUAGAUCUCGCAACGCUUUGUGUACCUACGAAUAUUCAAACAUAUUGAGCUUCGCACCAGCUUUGAACUGUCUUAUGAUAAUAACAGGAAGCGAACGAAAACAAAGCAAAGUCAUUCUUACGACGGCCCAAGCUUUCCAAAUUGCUACUUUAAUCAGAGAGUAUCUAGAAGUUCUUCAUGGCGAAGCAUGCGAAACGAGACGUUUACAAGCUCCCAAUAAUCGACCAAUCAGUGUUCUUCACCAACAGCCACCAUUAGUACCUCCACAGCCUAGCUAGAAAAGAGUUACCUUCGCCGAUCAAGUAACUGCAACGCAUAUUUGAGAUUUACCGUUAUUUAUUAGUGAUCUCAUCUAAGCAGUUAAUUGAUCCAGCGAAGUUUCUUGUUAAAAAUGUACCAAAAGAACAAAGACUUAGAUUUAUUCAAGUAUUAAACAAAUUGUCUAGUAUGUUCAAAUUGUAAAAAGUGUAAAUGGAUCGUGACUUA
Messenger RNA from Photinus pyralis (common eastern firefly), 6769 nucleotides. Its product is annotated as myosin-VIIa. The record is from RefSeq and is a predicted model, not a curated record. Gene Ontology annotation, cellular component: cytoskeleton; myosin complex. Gene Ontology annotation, biological process: signal transduction. Lineage: Eukaryota; Metazoa; Arthropoda; Insecta; Coleoptera; Lampyridae. The transcript is spliced from 20 exons. Bases 154 to 6561 code for a protein of 2135 amino acids. Gene Ontology annotation, molecular function: cytoskeletal motor activity; ATP binding; protein binding.